AUGGAGACUGACAGAUCCCCGGUUGCAUUUGAACAUAUCACAGAAGACAACGGAACAGCGACGGAGGAAAGCGCGAUUUGCUCGGCAACGCCAGUUUCACCAAACACAAAUGAUUCGCUGACACUUGAGCAACAAAAUCAGCAGGAUUCCAAAACUGACGAGAAACCUUUGAAAUGCGCAGAUGUCAGCUUGACUUUGAGCGAUGAUGUCAACGGAGGCCCAGUUUGGCUGCAAAUCGAUGGAGAAACUCUCCAUCAAGUCGAAGAGAAUCCUGAAAAGAGAUGGAAACCCGGAUGGGAAUGGGUAAAGAUGGCAUGCACCUAUGGUGUAGGUGGGGUGAUUUUCAUACCUAUCAUUGCUGUAGCUGGCGUAGUCAGCCCUCCUCUUCUCCUUGCACAGAAAUGGACGACCGGACGAAGAAGUGGUAAAUACUCUGCCAUUGGCUUAGGUGUUUUUGUUGGGACACUAUUCCUCCCAAUCCUGGCUCCCUGGGGAAUCUACAAGCUGUUUAAACAUCUCCAUUCAAAACUACCCGAGAAAGUUAACUAUUGGAUAAAUCGUUGGAACGACCAAGACGCAACCCUUCUUGGAGAACUCAGCCAUGAGGAUGGCUCAGUGGACUUUAAGAUUCCAGAAAGUAUUCUUAUUAACAUUGAUCAAGUUCAAGUCGACUAUCUGUAUCCUAAUCAAGAAGUUGCGAACAGAAAUCAGCUUGUUACACCUAAUGACCCCAUACAUGAUUAUUGGUCAAAUGUUAGCGACCAAGAAGAUGCAAACGAAUCCCAAGUAGAACGAGUCCAAGCGUUUUUAGAGGGAUUGGAAUACAAAAUCGGGCAUUCCGCCGACAAGGUGGAAGAAUAUUGCCGAGAAUGCCAGCUCAACGAUGGACAGUUGGUCGUAUCUGACGAUGGAGAUGAAUGUGGGCGCCUUGACACUCAGCUUUUAUGUGUCAGAAGAGUUGUGUCCGACACUAUAGUCAACGCGAAAAUAGCUGAAACAGAUUUUGAUAAAUGUAAAUUUGCCGCGGGCCUCUGCAGUAGUCGGUGUUUGAUUAAUCAAAGACCUCAUGAAGUAAGCCAAGCAUCCAGAGGAAAAGAUACUGAUGGAAAUUUAAAAAGCGGAAAAUCUCCAAGUAAUUCAGAAGAAAACUUUUCUAAAGCUCAGAUAGCAGCACAAAUAUCGGACAAAAGUUGUGCUCAUCUAUGUGAAGAUAUCAUGGAUCUUCCAGAAAUGGGACCAAAAGGUCAAGGAUCAGAAGGAAGUUGUGCUCCCCUGCAUACAGAUAAGAUGGACCUGCCUGAAAUGGGAUCAACAGAUCAAAGAUCAGAGGGAAUAUGUGCUCCCAUGUAUACAGAAACAAAAGACCCGGCUGAAAAGAGACCAAAAAAGAAGGCCAAACGAAGACGCAAAAAGCGAACUGGCGAGCAAGUGUCGACAAAAAAUCCCACAAGCCCUGCUACAAGCGAAGGCAAUAACACAUCGCAUCUACACUCUACAUCACCUUUUUUACAGGGCGAAGACAGCGGGGCAGAAAAAGAAAGGGCCACAGAAGUCCAAGAGGACAAAGAGAUAACACCUGAAAAGAAGCCUGGAGAAAUUGGAAAUGCUGUAACAGAAACCAAAAAUCCUUUAGCAGAUCAUUUGGUGGAAAAAAGUGGAAAUUCUAAAAUACAAAGAGUUAUUGAGCAGUUUGAAGUAAAACCAAACGAUGAACUAAAGCGCUGUCUUCACACGGCUCACUUUAAUCAUAUUGAUUAG
Messenger RNA from Stylophora pistillata, 1758 nucleotides. RefSeq lists its product as uncharacterized. The record is from RefSeq and is a predicted model, not a curated record. Lineage: Eukaryota; Metazoa; Cnidaria; Anthozoa; Scleractinia; Pocilloporidae.